Messenger RNA from Phacochoerus africanus (Common warthog), 2462 nucleotides. It is a transcript of the gene ENGASE, whose product is annotated as endo-beta-N-acetylglucosaminidase. Bases 21 to 2219 code for a protein of 732 amino acids. Gene Ontology annotation, molecular function: mannosyl-glycoprotein endo-beta-N-acetylglucosaminidase activity. Gene Ontology annotation, biological process: protein deglycosylation. The record is from RefSeq and is a predicted model, not a curated record. The transcript has 14 exons. Gene Ontology annotation, cellular component: cytoplasm. NCBI's taxonomy places the organism in Eukaryota, Metazoa, Chordata, Mammalia, Artiodactyla, Suidae.
GGUGCCGGAGCGGCGGCGUCAUGGAGGCGGCGGAGGCCGGGACCCGGGGGGCCGCAGCGCGGCGGCCACGGGCGCCGGCGACCCUGAAGGAGCAGCGGGAUCCGAGGCACGGCAGGCGGCUUCGGCGGAGGAGAAUUGAAGAGAAUCAAGAAGCAGCAGUCUUUCGAGAAGUGGUCAGUUUUAGCCCAGACCCUUUGCCAGUUAGAUAUUAUGACAAGGACACCACCAGGCCCAUCAGCUUUUACUUCUCUUCUCUGGAGGAACUCUUGGCGUGGGCGCCUGACGCGGAGGACGGCUUCAAUGUGGCCUUGGGGCCCCCCGAGUGUCGGCAGCCCCCCUUGAGCAGCCGGAGGCCCCGGACCCUGUUGUGCCAUGAUAUGAUGGGCGGGUACCUGGAUGACAAGUUUAUUCAAGGCUCAGCCGCCCAGAGUCCCUAUUCCUUCUACCACUGGCAGUACAUCGAUGUCUUUGUGUACUUCAGCCACCACCUGGUCACCAUCCCCCCUGUGGGCUGGACCAACGCUGCCCACAGGCAUGGGGUCUGCGUGCUGGGGACUUUCAUCACCGAGUGGAAAGAGGGGGAGCGGCUCUGCGAGGCCUUCCUGGCCGGGGACGAGCGCUCGUACCGGGCGGUGGCCGAUCAGCUGGUCCGGAUCGCUCAGUUUUUCCGAUUCGAGGGCUGGCUGAUCAACGUCGAGAACGCUUUGAGUCUGGCCGCUGUGGGGAACGUGCCCCGCUUCCUGCAGUACCUGACCGCUCGGCUGCAUCAGCAGGUCCCCGGGGGGCUGGUGCUCUGGUAUGACAGCGUCGUGAGCAGCGGGCAGCUCAAAUGGCAGGAUGAGCUCAACGAGCAGAACAGGGUCUUCUUCGAUUCCUGCGACGGCUUCUUCACUAACUAUAACUGGCGGGAGGCGCAUCUGGAGCGGAUGCUGGGGCAGGCCGGGGAGCGUCGGGCCGACGUGUAUGUGGGAGUGGAUGUGUUCGCCCGGGGGAGCGUCGUCGGGGGCCGGUUCGACACGGACAAGUCGCUGGAGCUGAUCCGGAAGCACGGGUUCUCGGCAGCUCUGUUUGCGCCUGGCUGGGUGUAUGAGUGCUUGGAGAAGGGGGAUUUCUUCCAGAACCAGGACAAGUUCUGGAGUUUGCUGGAACGCUACCUGCCCACACACAGCAUCUGCUCCUUGCCCUUUGUCACUUCCUUCUGCCUGGGUAUGGGGACCCGAAGAGUCUGCUAUGGCCAGGAGGAGGCGGUGGGGCCCUGGUACCACCCGAGUGCCCAGGAAAUCCAGCCCCUGUUUGGAGAGCACAGGCUGGAAGAGGACGGACGGGGCUGGGUGAAGACGCGCUGCUGUCUGGCAGAUGCCUGGCACGGGGGCAGCUCUCUGCUCAUCCGGGGGCUGAUUCCGCCCGAGGUUGGGGAUGUGGCUGUGAGGCUCUUCUCUCUGGAGGUCCCAGUGCCACCCAAGAUUUUCCUGUCCAUGGUGUACAAGCUCGAAGGGCCUUCGGCUGUGGGGGUGGCUCUGGAGCUCACCACAGGCGACGCAGGCAGCUGUCACGUGGGAGGCAUCUCGGCGCUGACCGAAAGGAGCUCAAGGCGCAGUCCCCGACCCCUCCGGGUGCCCCCGACCAAGCUGGCCAGAUGGGUGGGCCGCUGUGGUCAGCGGCUCAGCGGGGGCUGGGUCCAGCGCUGCUACGAGGUGAGUCUGCGGGGCUGCCUCUUGCGGGACCUCUUCGUUAGAUUCUCCCGGCCUCCGGGCAGCCAGGAGGAAGAGAACUUCACCUGUCGCCUUGGGGAGAUCCAGGUGGUGGAUGCCAAUAGCCUGCUGACUCCGCUGCCCCAGGUGCAGGCUGUGACCGUCUCUCAUGUGCGCUGGCGGCCGGCCACCUCCGACGGGGAGGGCGGCCGCACUGGGCUCCGGCUCAGCUGUACUCUGCACUGGGCCUACCUCCUCCCCCGUGUCCGGGGCUUCCGGAUCCACUGCUGCCCGGGGACAGGGGGCGGUGCUCCCGGAGGAGGGCCAUCGGAGCCAGAGAAGCCCACGCUGCUGGGCCUGGCUUUUGUCAACCGGUAUCGGAUAGUGGACCUGGUGGUGGCAGCCGCAGAGCCCGGCCGGGAUGGGCGAGUGGAGUUCCUGGUGGAGCCUGUCCCCAAGGAGGGGUUCCUGGUGCCGCGGGCCCAGUGGGGCAGGGCGGCCAUGCUCUACUCCACGCCCCGCACGUGAGCAGAAUUACAGCACAGCGUCUCCUGUCUCGAGCUGAGGCCCCCACUGUGUGCGGGGAAGACGUGGGUCCUGAGGGCUGGGCUCAGGAGAGGAAAACUGAGAAGCCGUAAUUCCCAGGGGUGAAUCCCCUGCUUUUUGUCUAAUCCCUUUCUGUAGUGUCUACUCCACAGAUACAUGGGAAAGGAUUUGGAAAAGCUUAGUCCAGAAAAUUCCAUAAAGGGUAUUUCCUAACAGGCCAAGACG